Messenger RNA from Bombyx mori (domestic silkworm), 1306 nucleotides. RefSeq names its product actinia tenebrosa protease inhibitors-like. The record is from RefSeq and is a predicted model, not a curated record. NCBI's taxonomy places the organism in Eukaryota, Metazoa, Arthropoda, Insecta, Lepidoptera, Bombycidae. Gene Ontology annotation, molecular function: serine-type endopeptidase inhibitor activity. Bases 767 to 1267 code for a protein of 166 amino acids. The transcript is spliced from 5 exons.
ACCGUGGAGGGGAGCUCAUUCCAUAGCCGGAUGGUACGUGGCAAAAAAGAUCUCUGGAAACGCACUGUGGAUGACCGCAGUGGCUCCAGGUAGUAUGGAUGAACUCUACUCCGGUGGCGGGCGGUGCGAUGGUAAAAACGAGAUGCUGGUAUCAUCUCGAAAUUUAAAGCCAACCAAAGCUAUAAAAUAUACUAAAUAUGAAUAUAAUAAAUAUUGAGCCAAGAGUUUUACUACUGUUUUGGUACACCUAUAGUCCACGGGAAAGAUUUCUUAAAAUAUAUCUAAUAGCUGCGAACCCAUUUUGAAAAAUAUGUUAGUCGUAAAAAAUUUAUACUUCAAAAUUGUAAUUUAAUUAAUAAGCGAUUGAAUCCAAACUUUUUGUAUAUUAUUGGGUGUUGUAUGUGCUGUAUUAUUAUGUGUUAUAUUUAUAGCUUAGAUGGGUGGACAACGACGACGGCCUACCCGCUGUUAAGUGGUAACCGGAGCCCAUAGACAUCUACAACGUAAACGCCACCCACCUCGAGGCUUGAGUUGUAAGGUCUCAGUUUAAUAUACAACAGCUGCCCCACCCUUUAAAACGAAACGCAAUUACUGCUUCACGGCUGAAAUAAGUGGGAUGGUGGUACCUACCCGGGCGGACCCACCAGUAUUUAUAAUUGUAUGUAAAUUAAUUGCGUCGUAAAUAUUAAUAGUGCUAUCAUAAUUUCUUCUGGCAGAGCCUUUGAGCCCAUAACGGUUGUUUGUAUAGACUUGUCACAAAACAACCAUGUGUGAAAUUAUAAUUUCAAAGUUCCAUCUGAUGUCUCAAUUCCUGAUACUAGAAGCAUCAGAAGAAGAUAUAAGCAGUCAUGAUUGGACAGUUUUGUGUAAAUUUCAAGCAAACAGAUUUGACUGCACAAACGGCAAAGAGCUUUAUCGAAAGUUUUAUUAUGAUUUGAAAAUGGAGGACUGCAAAACAUUUAAUUUUGGUCAGUGUCCGAAUAGCAUGAAUCAUUUCGACACGUUAGAUGAUUGCCAAUCGACAUGUCGCGACCGCGGCCUUCGUCCAAUAGACUACAAUAUAUCAGCUAAAAUAUAUUGUCAAUUACAACCUGAUUUCGGAGAAUGCAACAGCUAUUACCCGAUGUGGUACUUCGACGUGAGUCAUCGAACCUGCCAUGGUUUUUCGUACAGUGGCUGUGGUGGGAACAAAAAUCGAUUUCCCGAUUCACAAACAUGCUCAACCACAUGCAUUACCGCUUUACAUCUUUAUUCUACUUUCUCUUGAUUUUAGAUGAUGAAUUAUUACAAUUUUAAUUGAAAAGUU